Messenger RNA from Momordica charantia (bitter melon), 1000 nucleotides. The record is from RefSeq and is a predicted model, not a curated record. Lineage: Eukaryota; Viridiplantae; Streptophyta; Magnoliopsida; Cucurbitales; Cucurbitaceae.
CCUCCCCAUUUGCCCAUUUUUCUUCUCUCCUAAGCGCCAUGAACUCCCCUCAAAACCCUAGUUGCCUCAAUCACCAUCACUUUCAGGACUCCUCCUCCUCAUUCAUGGAUUUCUUCGAUUUCUCGGGUUACCCGCCACCCGAUUUCAUUGUCGAAGAAGCCGAAACGAUGACGUUGCCGGAGGCGAGAAUCGGCAGGCGGAGCAUACCCAUGACGACGGAAGCAACUUUCACAGACAAUAAUACCAUAGAGGAGUGGUGCGAGACGAAGGGUGUGAAGAGAAAAAAAGAGGGAGGAGGUGGGUGCAGCAAUAGGGUUGCAUUUAGAACCAAGUCGGAGCUGGAGAUUUUGGAUGAUGGCUUCAAGUGGAGAAAGUAUGGCAAGAAAUCUGUCAAGGAUAGCCCUAAUCCAAGGAAUUACUACAAAUGCUCAAGUGGAGGUUGUGGAGUGAAGAAGAGAGUAGAGAGAGACAGGGAUGAUUCAAGCUAUGUUAUUACAACAUAUGAAGGAGUUCACAACCAUGAGAGCCCUUUCUUGGUUUAUUGCAAUGAUCCAACAUUUCACCCUCAUGCCACUUGGCCUUCCACUUUCCACCGCUCUUCUCCGCCCUACUCUUCUACUACUACCCUUUGACUUUCUCUCUUCUACAUACUAUUUUGGAAAAUGCUCUGGUCUUAAAUAGUGAGAACCUAUCUGAUUUGUACUAACCACUAUUGAAAUUUGACAGCUAAUUUUAAAAAAGUUAAUUACUUUUAUAUUUCUCUCGUAGUUGUCAAAUAUUUAGUGGUGGUGAACACAAGAUAGGUUCUCUCACCGGUCAUGACUUAAAUAUUUUUCCUUUUUCCUUUCGUCUUAUCCCUUCACACGUACAUCUCUCUCGUUUUCUUUUACAUGUUCCCUCCCUCCUUUUUUUUUGUUACUUUUUUAUUUGGAGAGGGAAGAACUUGGAUAAUGAUUGGUUGUUUUUCCUUUAAUUAUGUAAUUAAAGUUGUAUAAUUUUA